CACAGAAAGGACGGGAGUGCCGUUUCGGCUAGCCGCAGAAGGAUAGGUCCUCGUUCGGUGAGUUUCCCCAAGCCGGUCGUCGUUGGCGACAGAAGCAAAGAUGAAGGGGUAAACCGCAGAUGGAUGAGACCAGACUCCCUCACCCCCCCCCCUUCCUACCGAAAAAGGGGGCGAGAAGUAGGUCCGGGUUCCCGCGUAGGAUGAGCACGAAAGCCGGGGUAGCUGAGAGACAUGGACGGAUAGUCCAACUUAACAUGAUCAUCCUGCACAAGGAACUUGUAGUCUGCCAUUUCUCUCUUGAUUCUACAAUUUCCACUGCCGUGGGACGAAGAAGAAGCGCCUUGUCUUCUCCCAGGACAAUCCCUCGUUCCUACAAGAUUCCCGGAGUCCUGGUCCUGCUUCACCGAACUCACGCAUUACCUGUGUACGCAAAGAGCUCCAGAACGCCCGCCCACCCUUGACACAGCUCCCGUCUCGAUCCAUGAUUGCCGGUCCUCCCCCCCCCCCUUCCAUCCCCCGGACCGCCAUUGAACGCCUCUCCCGUAGCCCACGCUCC
Colletotrichum acutatum is the source of this 556-nucleotide messenger RNA. RefSeq lists its product as uncharacterized. The coding region runs from base 120 to 461 and encodes 113 amino acids. Lineage: Eukaryota; Fungi; Ascomycota; Sordariomycetes; Glomerellales; Glomerellaceae. The transcript has 2 exons. The record is from RefSeq and is a predicted model, not a curated record.